Molecule: messenger RNA, 8510 nt
Organism: Varroa destructor (honeybee mite)
Lineage: Eukaryota; Metazoa; Arthropoda; Arachnida; Mesostigmata; Varroidae
Gene: sd
Product: TEA domain transcription factor 1 homolog scalloped
Biological process (GO): embryonic organ development; regulation of transcription by RNA polymerase II; hippo signaling
Cellular component (GO): transcription regulator complex
Molecular function (GO): RNA polymerase II cis-regulatory region sequence-specific DNA binding; DNA-binding transcription factor activity, RNA polymerase II-specific
Source: RefSeq, a predicted model, not a curated record
AGCCGCCUAUCUCUGCUCUCUGUUUGUUGGCGCUGGUGCUGCGACAGUAACAGCAGCAGCGGCGGCGGCCGCCGCCGCCGCCGCCGUCGUCGUCGUCGUCGUAACUGCAGCGGCAGCGGUAGUUGUAGUGCGGUGAUGAUAGUGGUAGCAGCAGUGUGCUAUUGAUGUUGCUUCUGGAGUGCUGCGAGUGGCGGUGGCAGUAGCUAUAGUAGCAGGCGCCUGACCGAUCGAGCGACGUCGUAUGCUCCGGAUUGUUGUUCCAUGACGACGGUGUCGCUGGUGGGGGUAGUGACAGCGGUAGCAGCGCCUCGACAGGCGGCGGCGAGGAAGAAGAAAAGGAAUCGAAGACCCGUGGAUCUCCCUUCAGUGUGUUGUGCUGUGCGGUGCCGUGAAGUUCCAACCCGGACCCCUCUCCGGCCCCACAACAAAGAACGAAUGCAGUGGUAAUAUGUCUAGUUAUGGUGACUACGACGGAUACUAGUUCUACUGCUGUUGUUAGUGAAUCCAGCUAGAACUGAGUGGUCGGCUAAUGCUCAGGCACGAAACGACAUCGUUUCCAAAACAAAGUAGAGAAAACUACCAAUGCAGCGACAACAAAACGAUGUCAUCGUCGUCGUUGUCGUCGUGCUUGCGGUGCUAUAUUCCGGCAUCGUCUUGAGGAGCACAGAAAAAUUCAAGUACACAGAAAAAAUAAAGUCACAAUCGUAAUUCACUGUAGUGAUGUACUUUCGACGACGUACCGACGACCUCAGAGGAGUUUCGUAGCACUAGUACAGGAAAUGUCGAAGUCGAGUUACCUUCAGCGGACGAAAAGUACGUCGUACGUAUAUGCGUGCGUACACGAUCUCAGUUAGUCAAAGAGUGGUGGAGAUACUGAUUAUUGACAUACGAUGAUUGUCGAGAUGCAGCGCUAGUUGACGGAUAUGUACCUGUGCGUAUUUCUGGCAAACCGUCAAAUGCUUUGGCGAAUCAGGAUAAUCCAGUAGACGUGCAAUAGUAGUAACUGGUCUGCCUACAAUCACUACAGGGACAGAGAAAGAGCUGUAGUGACGGUAACAAUCGGCAUUAACAGCAGCGGCAGCAACGGUUCUUAGAUAUACGCACGCGCCAUCCAGCCAAGGAAACAGACAGGCAGGCAGGCAGGCAGCCGACUAGGAUACGUCCAAACUCUUCCACCCGCCGCUGCAGCUGUGGGGUAUACGCUUGGUGUUGCGAUCGCUGCCUUCGUUGUUCCUGCUGUUGCUGUGCUGAUACCCCCCUCCGAAACUGCUUCUGUAUGUAAAUCAACAGCAACACUAGCAGCAACAGACGCCGGCUUGAAGAAGUUGUUUUGAGGGUGUACAAUAAGAACGGGCAUAAUUUAGUUGCCUAGAACGUUGGCGCUUAUCGGUCUUGUGCCAUAGGCCGUCGCUCGAGCUUGCCUUUUCGACCGAGACAACAAUUGCACUCCUGUUAUUGUUGUUGUUCUCUCUGUCGGCCUGUUUCGCCUGUCUGGCCUGUUCCUGUGUACUGUGUAACUGUUUGCGUUUCUCGUUAUCUUCGUAGUCAGCGAAUCGAGUUUAUGAGCGCGAGACACAAUAGUAAUUAUUAUUAUUAUUAUGCUGGUAUUUGUUGUGUAUGCGCCAAAAAAUGUGAUAUCGUAGUAUUUUCGGCGGAGCCGGCUACGGUGGCGGCCCCCCCCCCUAUGUUCUACGUGUGGAUUGCCUUAUUGGAGUGGACAAGUACAAAGUGCCUCCUUCGCCUUGUGUCGGGGGUCGCUUGCCCCUUCGACAGUGCCCCACCGAUGACUACGGUAACGACCUGUCAUUAACCUCCCGGAGAAUAAAAUUGUGCGCUACGUUUCAGUGGCAGCCGCAGCAAAGAAACAAAAGAAAUCAUAUUGUUGAUUUUCGAUAGCACGGACAAGCAGGUCGAACAGAAGUUGUAUUUACGAAAACGUUGUCAUUUGGAAUCGGUGAAGUGUGAUGUGUCCAGAAUCGCUUACCUCAACAAAGCAACUAACACCACAGAAGAAACAGCAUCAUCUGCAUCACUAUACUUCACGACUCAAUCUUCAUCAGCAGUCAGCUCUAGUGAUUUGUUUGUUUGCCCACUUGUCGCGUUGUGUCUUCCAGUAGAGCUUUUGAUCCUCACCUUCUUGCCAAAUGCGAGUCAAAUUGGCAGGGCUUUGCCAUGAAAAUUUGUACGUGUGUAUUUCGUGAAUCGAGGAAUAACGACUACCUCAGUGCCAUACCUUCUACACCAGACCACACCGUCAUCAUCAUCAUCAUCAUUAUUAUUUUGCAGGCAAAAUCAACAAUAAUAAAAAGAUAAAUAAUAGAUAAUAACGACAGGGACAUUCUAACGGAGCCAAGGAUGAUAUUUUUAAAUAGCCAGCCUUGUAACGCCAUUAAUAUCUAUUAUCAGUGGAGGCAUUAAAUGGUCAUAAUUUAGUCGACCAGUAGCAGGAAUUAAUGCUAAAUAGCUAAUGACCAGCGCUAAAAACCUGUCGCCUUAUCAAACAGUGUGCUGUUACUGCGGUAAAGGGCGCGGUGCAAUCCUAUCUGAACCCAUACAUUCUGAUGUUGCACCACCACGGCCAACCAGUGACCUACAAUUAUUCACCUCACCGAGCUGCGGUAGGAAAGUGGAGAUAGACUACGAAGCUCAGUUGUUGUUACUGCUGUUCACUGCGAUCUUUUUUUGAAUUGCUUUACUGGCCGCUAGUAUUGCUUAGAGCUGCUUGCUCUCAGCAGGCGGGAAAUAGGCAGUAGGCGUAGUAGAGACCUUAAGAAGGUUCGCCAAUCCGCGCUUUUUCCAUCGUCGGACCCAUCCGGCAUCAAGAUUCAGCCUCUUCGAGAGAACCACCACCACUUCGACGGAAUGGCGCCUGACGACGAGCUAUCAGAAGAUUCAAGCUCGCGUGAUACGCGCACUGAUGAAGCGGACGCAGAGGGCGUAUGGAGUGCCGACAUCGAGGAAGCUUUCCAGGAGGCGCUGGCUAUCUACCCACCUUGCGGCAGGCGAAAAAUUAUACUCAGCGAUGAGGGCAAAAUGUACGGGCGAAAUGAGCUUAUUGCGCGGUACAUCAAGCUGCGAACGGGCAAAGCGCGGACCCGCAAACAGGUCUCCAGCCAUAUUCAAGUGCUAGCCAGACGAAAAGCGCGCGAGAUUCAGUCGAAGAUGAAAGGUGGAAGUUCUGCUGGAAGUAGUGCCCCCGAUUCAACAACUGGCGGAGCGCUGAAGAUGCCCGGAAGCGGUAUGCCGUCAACAUCGGCGGGGGUUGCUGUUGGUCUCGCGGCUGCCGUUGGUGUUGGCGGAGUGGCCGGUGUACCCCAAUACCCUCUAAUGAGUUACCCUGCCAGCUUAUGGCCAGCACCUACGGCACUCGAUAUUAAGCCCUUCCAAAGUUGCGCGGACACCACAGAUUUGCUCAAACAGGAGUCAACGCAAGCCGGGCUUCCUGCUGCUGGUUUACCGCCGGGCUUACCGACGAUGCGGCCGCUAUCUCCGCUAAAUUCAACGCGUAUUCGUAGCUCGAAGUUGAAACUUUGCGAAUUUUCGGCUUUCGUCGAAAGUCGAGGAAAUAAUAAUAACAACAACAAUAACAACAAUAACAAUACAAACUCAAACGGCAGUAGUGGAAACCUGAGCGAUGACGAAGCCAAGAGUCACCUGUUUGUGCACGUCGGCCCGUCGCCGCAUGAGCCGGGUUCGUCCCUCGAGUCGAUUGACAUCCGCCAGAUCUACGAUAAGUUCCCCGAUAAGAAGGGCGGCCUCCGGGAGCUUUUCGAUCGGGGGCCGGCAGAUGCGUUUUUCCUCGUUAAGUUCUGGGCCGACUUGAACAUUGCAUCGAGCAUAGCGGACGACCGUAACGCUUUCUAUGGCGUCACGAGCGUUUAUGAGUCCCCGCUAAACGUCACCAUUUCAUGUUCAACAAAGGUAUGCUCGUUUGGCAAGCAGGUUGUCGAAAAAGUGGAAACCGAAUAUCCUCGACUAUGUACCGACUCGCACCAGUUUGUCUUCUGCGUGAAACGGUCACAAAUGUGCGAAUAUGUCGUUCACUUUAUUCAAAAAUUAAAGCGAUUACCUGAGAAAUAUAUGAUGAACUCGGUGCUAGAGAACUUCACAAUUCUACACGUCGUCUCGAAUCGGGACACCCAAGAAACACUGCUUUGUGUUGCGUACGUAUUCGAGGUGUCGUCAGCAGCACACGGUACUCAGCACCAUGUCUACCGACUUGUCAAGGACUAGCGGGCGAAAAUCCCGCAGUGCAGGAGACCUGAUGUACAGAACACACGGACGUUAGUUAGUUAGUUAGUGCAGUCCGCCCAGCCUGCAACAGCCAGCGAUAUCAGCAUCAGCGGUAACGCCUUCUGCUCGGGCAGUUAGCCGUAGAAGUCGCCGCCGUAGCAGUCGCCACCAUCGUCGUCGUCAACGGACACCAAGUCACUGCUUUACUCUCAGCAACAGGAUUGUUCACACUAUCACAGUCACGCUUUCGCAGCCGCAACAAAGUCAAUCAUCAACGUCAUCAUUCAGUCAGUUAGUACCACAGCAACGUAUUGUCUAUGGAAGUCACUAACACGUAUAUCUGCGUAUGCAAAUCUCCUCGAGUCCCAUAAUUGGAGAAAGCAGCAUCCUCUCAUGCUCAUCAUCAGCGUCGUUUUCGUCCUCACGUGCAGUCUUCGCCCAGCGCCGCCCCCUCGCGUCUAGUUGGGUACGAUGUUCUCAGAGAGCCAUUAUGAGCUCGAAGUUCGUUUGUCAGUCAGUAGUACGAGGCCUGGGAUAUAACUACUGCACAAUUUAAUGCUUUUCUAGUUCGUUGGCUCAAGGGUCAUCGAUCGUCACCAGUUGCUUUUGUCUGCUUCUCGCGCUACCUCUUCAUCCUACCAAUGGGGAGGGGAGGAGUGGUCGUAGUUGACACGUAAAGCAGCUUUGUUUUAUAGCCAUGUCGCUGUGGUCGGCAGAGCAUAUAUUCUGACUUAAGGUUAUAUUAAGGUGGGGCGGUCGGUUAGGCAGCUGGCAUUUUCUUCUUUACGCUAUACUUCCCAUCGAGCUUCCUCAUCUAAGCUAUAGUUUACAUAAAGCAAGAGGAGAAGCUAUUUGAUGCUAAGCGAAAUCAAAUAUAGCAGUGCGACUUUACAAAUAACAGCUGACCAUCGGAACAGUUGGCAGGACGUAGCUUUUAACGUCGAGUUACAAUCAACAGCCAAUAAUGCUAAGAAAAUUAUGAACGACAAGAACGUCUUUGACCAUCAUCAUUAUGACCAUAGCUCGCUGCCUCGACAUGAACCGUUGCUGGGAGUGUUAGCUAUAACGGCAACAGCAGCAGCAGCAUAUGCUCAUGCAGUUUGCUUUUAGAUAAAUCCACAGACCGCUAUGUAUUAUAUAAUAGAUAGGUCGAGAACUGGAAAAAAGGGCUUUUCUUCUCAUUUUUCUGUUUGUGUGAGUUUUAGCAACGUGUUAUUGACUUGGGUUGGGUCGGUCGUCCCAAGUAACCUGAGUACGCGGUGAUCCUAGUAGUGGCAUCAGCCGUGGUGCUCACGCUGCCUUGGCCAGUUCUAGGCCGCCGUUGCUGCGCUGAUGGUUACGCCGGUUGACCACAUCCGUUGAGAGAACGAGAAGAAGGCACGUUCAUAACCAACUCUGUCUGGCCUGACUGCCUUCAGCCCGCCUGCGCCCAUCAGCUCAUGAGCUUGCUUGUUCGCGCGCUGUUAGUGAUCGCGAACAACAACAACAACAACAACGAGCUCACCGAAGCAACCUUCCUCGCUCUUACCGUUAUUUCGACUCUCAGCGGCAAUCCUGGCACUCUUUUUGGAAUCAACGCAUGUCGCUCGGAGUCUGGUGUAAAAAAGGGCCAACCAAGCUACGGUCUGUCUAUCUUUCGACUGAGAAAAUCACUUUAGGAACACCGCUGUUGCUUCGACUGCCACAAUUGUUCCGUUUCUAAGUAUAAGGUCCUUCGUCUUCGCAAACAGUAUCGGCUAUAUAUCUAGGCAAGUAGUUCUUGUGUUAGCAUAGAAAAUUGGAUACCCCUCCAAGAGCGGAAGUGAAUAAAAGGAAACCAAUGAGACAAGAUAGCAAAGCAAUCGAUCGGGCAGUUUGCGACUGCAGGGUCCGAUACGACCUGCAGCUGUAACUUGUAUAUCAAAUCAUACUGGCUAGUACAUUACCCGAGAUAUCGUGACUGCGCAUAAUAGCAUUAAACACGGUACACACAGGGAUGUGGUGUUAUUGUUCGAGAAGUACAAUUGUGUUGACUCGCAUUGAUCAUAUCCGUUUAACGCAAUUACGUAUGUCGUUGUGCAUUUUGCAUUUGAAACUGUUGCUUUUAAUCUAUUAACGAUGUUGAAUUUCUAGAGCCAACAAUAUCAAAGCAUAUUUGAAAUAAAGCGCUCCCUGGAACGGUCUGAACGUAUUGCGCAAAAAGGACUUAACUUCUGAACGUACACGAGUGCCUCAAAUCGUGCGGAUACGUUAAAUGUCUAGCUUAGAGUGAUUCUGAUCAUUUGUCCUUCUCCAAGAUAUCACUGAAUACAAUUAAUGGGGACGUCAAAUUUGCUGCCUUAUAGAUUAUAGCGUCCUAAAAGAGCCCAUAGGCCUUUUCUAGGUUCCUCUUUGCAUUGUAGUCGCAUUUUUCAAGUAGUCUUCAUGGCACAAGGUUACAUGUGUGGGCCGAUCGACUUCUGCGGCAGCUUCUGCUCAACUUAAUUAGACACAGCGAGUCUGAUAUAUAGGUAUAACUGUGUACAUUCGUCUUAAACUUAACAAGUGCGAAACUAGAAAUCUUGGACCUGAGACGUUGUAAAUUACACCAGUUUUGCCAUCUUUGUUACGAAUACACAGAUAUCUAUGUGCAACUAAAGUCGACGUUGCUAGUUACACUUCUUCUGUUUUCAAUAUGCACCAAAAAAAAACUCUAAUCGAAUAUUUACUGAUUAUGAUAAAAGAUGUAAUUGGCGUUUGCCAAAGAUGAGGGGCCAAAUAGGUGUAACAUAUAUGUGCAAAGUUUACUUUUCACUACUCAAAUUUUUUAUUACUUUUAAAGGCUUCGACUUCCAUCAAGGAAAGUCAUCGUAUCUUCGCCGUACCAGUCACGAUUUUACCUAUCUUUGUUAACGCCUUUAACAUAUUUGUUUACUCUGUAAAAGAUACACAAUUUCAUGCAAAACUCGUAUUAGAUCAUCUUAACGUUCUCGACUUUGUAAGUAAAAAUCAGCAAAAGCAAGACGAUCAAUUGCUAUCGGGUCACUAUGAAAAGCAAUCGACAAGAAAUAUUAGCUAAGCUGAGCGGUGACGCUCUUUUAAAUUAUACCGGUGUUGCAAUGCCUAUGAUAGAACUAAGCUAGAUCCAAAAUAUUGCCCUUCCUCUAGGAAAGCAGAAGUACGUACUGUUUGUAAUAGAUUAUAUCGUAUACAUAAGAAUUUAAUGUAUACAUAAUGGUGUAGUGGUUUAUUUAGUUAUCAUCUAAGUGAGCGCUAGAGUAUCUUAAUUCACCAUCAGUAAAGCUAUCUUAAGGAAGCAUAUAAACUUGUCAACUUACAAUAAUCGAAUUAAUAUAGUUGCCAAGUAUUUUCCGUCCCUUGUGUACGCCUGUUGAUACGCUAUCUUUUGUAAGGGUUGUACUUAACGUCGGGCGUUUUCAACUAUCCGGUUUGGGCUUUUUUUGGAUCUAGCAUUUUGAUGGGCUCAUAAAAACAGGGGCCAAAUUGAACCGGAAAACUUUCGCAACUUAAAUUGCUAAAUUCAUUCUAUAUAAGACACCUUUAUUAAUACGAACGAAAAAAAUCUAUUAAUAAAUAUACAUAAUUAAACAGCGCUGAUAUAAAUCAACAUAAAGAUAGAUAUAAGGCGCCCCUCAUCCGCCCAUAUAAAAAUAGGGAGUAGUAAAUUUGCCCAUGUCCCUUCCUACCAAGAGGAUAUGAUUUGUUUGAGGUAUAUCAUUUUUCAAAUGAUCCCUUAUUCAUUUAUUAUAUCCUAAACGAUCCUCAAAAUAUUAAUGAAACAAGAGACAUAUUCCAGGCAAAGGGUACAUUUGAACAGGCAAAAGACGGGUUAAACAAAUAAUAGCUGAUAGAGAAACAUUUUUAUUAUUCGUGUCAUAAUCAUCAAGCUGUUAUUAUUAAUUUCUAUGUUAUACAAUAGUUUAUUGAGUGAAGAACUUGAAUCUUAGUUGAAUUACUUACGUCCGACAAUAGUGACGAGGUACGAAAGCGGGGCGGCAGUUCAGGGCGCGAAUGGGACGAAAUGCAACAUAAGUGCCAACGUCGAGUUUAUAAUAACAAGCGUAUAAAUAAUGAUAUACAUAUUAUAUUCAAAUAGUAAAUGAGAACCAUUAAUUGACGACGACGAUGAUGAUGAACACUGGUAAUUAUAGUUAUGACAUUAAUAUUAUUAUAAUUAUUAUAUAAUUAUAAUAAUAGGCAACCUGUAAACAACAUACAAAACAGAUUUAAACACGAGCGAACAAUGGAUACCAGAAUAUAUCUAUACAGAAUAAGAAAAAUCUCUCUCUCUUUCUAUA